Molecule: messenger RNA, 159 nt
Organism: Racocetra persica
Lineage: Eukaryota; Fungi; Glomeromycota; Glomeromycetes; Diversisporales; Gigasporaceae
Source: the annotation of a GenBank genome assembly
AUGCAAUCUAUUGUAACCUUUGUAUUCCAUAUGAAACAUCAAAUAUUCCAGUAUAUUGGUGUUCUAAUCUAAAACAAAUAUUACUCGCAUCAAUAUUAAGCGAAUUGUGGAUAUAUAUAUUAUUAAAACUAAGAGGAAUUGGUAUACACGUCUUUACUG